Molecule: messenger RNA, 2125 nt
Organism: Vespa velutina
Lineage: Eukaryota; Metazoa; Arthropoda; Insecta; Hymenoptera; Vespidae
Gene: Sin1
Product: target of rapamycin complex 2 subunit MAPKAP1
Exons: 7
Coding region: 230-1630 (466 amino acids)
Biological process (GO): TORC2 signaling
Cellular component (GO): plasma membrane; TORC2 complex; cytoplasm
Molecular function (GO): phosphatidylinositol-4,5-bisphosphate binding
Source: RefSeq, a predicted model, not a curated record
GGCGCUAGUCGUGUUGGACUUGAAAAUGUAACCUUAAAGUUUAACGAUUCUAAGGUAGCGUUGAGUAUAUAAGAUCUGGCAAAGCUUAUGACUUUGACUUGUCAUGAAUUGUUUCAAGCCAAUAAUUAAAAAUAAAAAUCAUCUAUGUUUCCGAUAUUUAAAAUUAUAAUUUUUUGUUAAAAUAAAAAAAUUAUUUUAUGAAGACAUUUAAAUAUAUAAAAAAAAAAAGAUGGCCUUAUAUGAUAACCAACAUUGGCUAUUAUCUCAUAUAAGAGAUAGUUUUUUGUCCACAGAUGACACAGGUAUGUGUGAGAUGGUUAUGUUAGGUGAAGAUAUACCGAAAGAACUUAGGUCGAAUGGAACAUUACAAUGUUAUCCUGGAAUGGAAGAAAGCGACGAUGAAGAUCUGGAUGCAUUAGCUGAAUCAUAUGACAUACAAAUGGAUAUGGAAUUUAGUCAUAGACAACGUUCUAAUACAGCUCAAAGAUUAGAAAAAAUGGACUUAGAGAGAAAGAAAGCAGCUAAAAUAAAGCACGUAAAAUGGGAGCACAAACCGAAUCUUCUUUCACUUGCCGAACAAUCAAAAUUAUUUCAAAGAAAGGACUUCCGUAAAAAAAAUACGACUACAAGCAAAAGGCUUUCCCUUUUAUCCGAACAAAUAGAAAAAUGUCCCAAUUUACCUCAAAAUCCUUUUACAGAAUAUGCAAAAUUUGAUGGCAAUUCACAAGUUGGUAUUCCUAUUAGAAAAUAUAGAAUCUUUAUGUGUAUGUUACCUAAGGAAGAAAGAACUUAUCCUUUGCAAAUUGUAGUUAUUGCCGCAGCAAAAGUAUUGGAAUUUAUUGGGCUCAUAUGUUAUAAAUAUGCAAGUGAACAUCCUAACCAUAGUUUAAAGGAAGAUAUUACAAAAUAUGGUUUAUAUAUUACUGAAGAUGAUGGAGAGGUAGAUUGGGACUUUCCUUGUUUAGAUCCAAGAGAAAUAAUAUCCAAAUUUGAAUUCACAACAUUAGGUCUUGUUGAAAUGAAACCAAGUGAUAGAGCACGACAUAAUACGAUAAAACAUAUUGAAACAGAAGUCAAUGAAGAAUUGGAAGGCAAUAACAAAGAACAAGAAGAAGUAGCAAAAGAUUUAGCCAAGAUGGAAGGUCAUACAACAGCAAUGGAAGCUCCAUUGUAUCAAUCAUAUAGAGUAUACAUAAUAAAUAAAGUGAGAGCAAAGACUGAAAUUCACCUUGGAAUAUCGGGUGAGAAGAUUGAGAUUGAUCCAGUGAUAACGGGAAAAGGUGCCAGUCGAUUCUGGAAUAGACAACGGGCAGUUAGUUAUCAUAUAGAUAACAUUGCGUGGUGUGAAAUAACUGAAAACAAAGGAUCAAAAACAAUAUUUACAUUGGUUUAUACUCCACAUUCUUCUACUCUAGACAGUUUAAGUGCAUCAUCCAGUCAAACGCAUUCUCUUCAUCAGUCAGCAUCAUUUAAAAAUCAUGAUUUUGAAGCAGAUUCAAUGACAGCAGAAGAAAUUGUAAGAAAAAUAAAUCACAUUUUAGAAUUACAUAGUAGUACAUCAAGAAAAGAAUACCUGGCCCAGAAGGAAAGAAAGGCAGCAAGAAGGAAAAGUUUUCAUUUGCAUAGAUGACAGCUCUAUUGGUUACUAUGUUCAAUUUUACAUUAUCUAAAAUAUUAAAAUGCACGCUAUAUUAUACAAAAUGUAAAAAAUUCGGAUAAUGUAAAAAUAAGUUACAAUUCUGUCAUCAUAGUGAUGACAUUUAGAAAAGCUUUCUACCAAAGACAUUGUUCAUACUAUUUUAAAUAUUCGAAAUUAAUUAUUCAUUAGUAGAAAUUGUUUUCCCUCAAACAUUUUAUAUUUCAUAUGUAUAUUGAUAUAUUGUGUAAAACACUAUAAAUCAUAAUACAUAUGCAAAAUUGUACUUUUAACAGUAUUAAGGUAUGACAAAAAAAAAGUACAUCGGUAAAAAACUUGAAACAAUAUACUCUACCUAUCUUAACUAUUAUAAAUCAAUGUAAAAUAUGAUUAUAUACAUAAUGUUUUAUCUUAUUUAUAUACAAAUAUUACUAUUUACAUAAGUAAAACUCUCUAAUAAUGUUUAGAUUAAAACAUUUGUUAUCCUGA